UAAUAUCUGCUUGUGACUAUAUGGUUGUAAAUAUCCCCCCCCAAAAAAUCGAAUUUAAGAGAAGAAGAGACUUCUUCAGUCUAACAAAGUUUACUCAGCUACUGGACUCAGCUCACUUUGCCUUUGAGUUUACUGAGAGAGCAAGAGAUAACUAAAGGAGCAAGAGAUAAUUGAGAGGACAAGAGGUUACUUUUUGACUCGAUAAAACUGCACUAACAAGCGAUUAACUAUCACCACAAUGUCUCUUAAAAACACUAAGAAACAGAGCCAAACUCUACCAUUAUUCCUGGACACAACCCAUUGGUAUGGGAUCACUCCUCCUAUAAGUGAAGAUAUACCAGAGGAAGCUGACCUGAUCCAGACCAGAAAGAUGGUUGAAGAGCUGAAAUCAUGUGGUGCACUUGAGAUAGGCACAAAAAAGCAACACAGAGAAAAUGUUGUCAAGAGUCUGGAGUCUCUCUAUAAGAAGUGGCUCACAGAGACCUGUGAAAGUAUGAAUUUACCUGAAGUGGUGACAGCAAAGGUUGGAGGCAAAAUCUUCCCAAUUGGCUCCUAUCAUCUGGGAGCUUACUCAAAAGGUGCUGAUAUUGACAUCCUGUGUGUCGGACCUGGAUUUCUGCAGAGGAAGGACUUCUUCAGGUCCUUUUCUGAGAAGCUGAAAGCUCAAAAAGAGGUCAAAGGCUUAAUGGUCAUUGAAGAUGCGUUCGUCCCAGUCAUCAAAUUCUCUUAUGAUGGGAUUGAGAUUGAUCUGGUUUUUGCCCGGGUGGUACAGAAAAUCAUCACUGAAAGUAUUAACCAUGACCACAUUCUGACAGCCAUGGAUAAACAAAGUGUCAGGAGUCUCAAUGGUUUCAGAGUCACAGAGGAGAUCCUCAGAAGUGUGCCAAAUGUUUUUAACUUCCGGCUGACACUGAGAGCCAUCAAGCUUUGGGCCAAACGACGUGGUAUAUACUCCAACAUGAUGGGGUUCCUGGGUGGUGUCUCAUGGGCCAUGAUGGUUGACAGAGUCUGCCAGUUAUACCCAAAUGCCACAGCAUCCACCCUGGUGAACAAAUUUUUCAAGAUGCACGAUAUGUGGGAGUGGCCAAUCCCAAUUGUUUUGAAGAAAACGGUGGACUGCGGCCUCAAGUUCCCUGUUUGGGACUAAUCUAGGUGACCGCUCACACCUGAUGCCUGUGAUCACCCCUGCAUACCCACAGCAGAACUCUACCUGCAAUGUGUCUCGCUCCUCCUUAGCUGUUAUAACAGAGGAGAUCAAGAGAGGAUAUGAAAUCACUGAAUAUAUCCGGCAGAAACAAGAAAGCUGGUCCAAAUUAUUUGAAGCUUCAGACUUUUUGGAGCAGUACAAGUAUGUAUUCUGGAGUUUAGAGAAGAAUAUGUGUGUUUACAUGUACUAAAUACCCUCAGAUAUAUACUACUUCCUUAAAUGUGGACACUAGCCAUUUUUUUGUAAUUCUUUAUCACUUUGAUGAUCUGAAAUAGACAUCUGUUUACUGUAGAACUUGAUAACUUUUUUAAAAUUACACAAUUAAAGCUAUGUAUUUUAUUUAAUAUUGUAUAGUAGAAGAUCUGUAUGUUUUUGGCUGUAAAAAGAAAAUCCUGUAAAAGUGUUGUGAUUCCCUUAUUGUGGUACCCUGUUUUGUGUCGUGCUCAAAACAAAUGAUUUUAUGCAGAUGAUGUACUAUAAAUGCAUUACUCUGUGUUAUGUAGUCUUGAAUGAAGUUGUUUUUACACAUUGUGUUAUUUCGUGUAUGAAUUUGGAAUGGAAGGUAAUUUUAUUAUUAGCUUUAAAGAGACUUGUGGCCUUUCCCCCAAAAACACUAACUUA
Messenger RNA from Notolabrus celidotus (New Zealand spotty), 1828 nucleotides. RefSeq names its product poly(A) polymerase type 3-like. NCBI's taxonomy places the organism in Eukaryota, Metazoa, Chordata, Actinopteri, Labriformes, Labridae. Gene Ontology annotation, cellular component: nucleus. The record is from RefSeq and is a predicted model, not a curated record. Gene Ontology annotation, molecular function: poly(A) RNA polymerase activity.